CUAAGUUACAGUUGCUCUUAACAACUAGAAUAAUACAGUGACUUGACAUACCUUUGCCUGGGCUUACUACAUGUCUAGCCAAGGAAGAUGAAAUACAGCUCCUGGACCUUCUAAAUAUCCAUUAGAGGAAGUUAAUAAGCUUCAGCUGGACCUGCUUAGCUAUAGAAAUCGGGCUGUAGCUCUUGGACCUGCUACAUGCUUAGCGAAAGGUUACAUUUACAGAUUUCAACUUUGUUGGUUUAUUCCAAUGGAAAUAAGUCACUUUGUGGAUUAUCUCAGAUGGGAAACACAUCCACCAUCCUGUGUAAGAAUGAACGUAAUGCACUAUUAACACGUGACAAUGGUGAACACUUAAGUAGUGGUAUAAGUAAGACUCACCUCACAGAGGAGACAACUUACAAGCAACUUCAAAACUACUAUAACAAGUAUGGCAGCAAAAUAAACAUUAUGCAACUGUUCAAAGAAGAUCCAGACAGGUUUAAGAAAUACAGCCUGAUAUUGGCAACUCCAGAUGAUGGAGAUAUGCUACUUGACUACAGCAAAAAUCGCAUUAAUGAUGAAGUUCUCAAACUUCUGUUUGAUUUGGCAAGAGCUCGCAACAUUGAGGGGUCUCGCGAUGCAAUGUUUUCUGGAGAAAAGAUUAACUUCACUGAAGAUAGGGCUGUUUUACAUAUUGCCUUACGUAAUCGUUCCAACACUCCUAUUAUGGUUAAUGGAGAAAAUGUCAUGCCGCAAGUUAAUUCUGUACUUUCCCACAUGAAGAGCUUCUGUGGCAGGGUUAUUUCAGGUGAAUGGAAAGGUUACACUGGAGAAGCUAUCACAGAUGUUGUUAACAUUGGCAUUGGAGGUUCUGACCUAGGUCCAUUAAUGGUAACAGAGGCUCUGAAGCCUUAUGCCAAUGGACUAAGUGUACACUUUGUAUCUAAUAUUGAUGGCUCACACAUGGCAGAGACACUUAAGACUCUGAGGCCUGAAAGGACAUUGUUCAUUAUUGCCUCUAAAACAUUCACCACACAAGAAACCAUUACCAAUGCUACCUCAGCCAAGAACUGGUUCCUAGCUACUGCUAAAGAUGAUCGUGCUGUUGCCAAGCAUUUCAUAGCUCUGUCAACUAAUGGUCCCAAAGUAAAAGACUUUGGCAUUGAUGAGGCCAAUAUGUUUGAAUUCUGGGACUGGGUAGGUGGCAGAUACUCCCUUUGGUCAGCUGUAGGUCUGUCUAUUGCACUCCAGAUUGGGUUUGGCAACUUUGAAAAACUUCUGUCAGGUGCUCAUUUUAUGGAUAACCAUUUUAGAACUGCACCAUUAGAGCACAAUCUUCCUGUAAUUCUUGGACUUCUGGGCAUAUGGUAUCACAACUUUUAUGGUGCAGGAACCCAUGCCCUCUUACCAUACGACCAGUACCUACACCGGUUUGCUGCUUACUUUCAACAAGGGGAUAUGGAGUCGAAUGGAAAAUAUGUAACACGUAGUGGACGCCGGGUGGACUACAGCACUGGGCCAAUUGUUUGGGGUGAACCAGGGACCAAUGGCCAGCAUGCAUUUUAUCAACUGAUUCAUCAGGGGACUCGUCUAAUUCCGGCAGACUUCAUUGCUCCUGUCAAGUCCCAUAACCCAAUUAGAGAUAACCUUCAUCAUAAGCUGCUGCUGGCAAACUUUCUGGCACAAACAGAGGCUCUUAUGAGAGGGAAGACGAAAGAAAGAGCCAAGGUUGAACUAGAAAAAGCUAACCUGUCAGCUGAUGAACAAAAACAUAUCUUGCCUCAUAAAGUGUUUGAAGGCAACCGCCCGACAAACUCUAUCAUGGUUGAAAGGUUUACUCCAUUUACUUUGGGAGCACUAAUUGCUAUGUAUGAACACAAGAUCUUCAUACAGGGCAUUAUCUGGGACAUUAAUUCCUUUGAUCAAUGGGGAGUGGAACUUGGUAAGCAGCUGGCAAAAGUUAUUGAACCAGAGCUUCAAAACAAGAACACUGUGUCAUCACAUGAUGCAUCUACUAAUGGACUAAUGAAUUUCAUCAAAUCAUACUUUUAAAUUCUGUAGAAUAGUGCCAGUAGUUAAUACUAUGAAGGGACUUUGCAGAAUCUGAGCUAAAUAUAUACCACUCUGUAGUGGUGGAGGGAAGGCAGGGUAGAGGUCAUCCUAGGAAAGGUUGGAGGGGAAGGGUAAAGGAGGUUUUGUGUACAAGGGGCUUGGACAUCCAGCAGGUGUGUGUGAGUGUGUUAAAUAGGAGAGAGAGAAGGCAAAUGGUUUUUGGAUCUUGACGAGCUGUUGAAAUGUGAGCAAGAUAACAUUUUGUGAAGGGAUUCAGGAAAACCAGUUAGCUGGACUUAAGUCCUGGAAGUGGGAAGUACAGUGCCUGCACUCUGAAGAAGGGAUGGGGAUAUUUGCACUUUGGAGGGGCAUCUAAACUGCAGAAUUGGCAUGCCUCUGGCAAUACAGUAAUAAAGUGAGUGAUGGUGAAAGUGUUUCUUCUUUUUCGGUUCACCUUACUUCAGUGGGAGACGGCCAGUGUGUUAAAAAAAAUACCACCCCUUGGAAAAGCUGUGAGAAAAUAUACCUGGUACACAGGGAAAUCAGGAGAGACCUAGACUCACAUUAACAAAUAUAACUAUGUUUGCCACAUCAGCAAUGAAAAGAACACUAGUGUGAUGCAUGAAACACUCUCUCACAUCUUAUGGCAUGGGAAUGAUCUGAACUAAACAUUGUUGAAGAGGACCACACCAAUAGACAGUGUUUAAAAGUAGGUCAUAUUAUGAAUACAGUUCCUAAGAGCAGAGGGGAUUUGCAUUUCCAUCAGCCAUAUCAUACUACUUAAGAAUAAAAACAAAGAUUUCAGACAGACGUGCUAACACACUUGUACAACUCAUUCCUCAUGUCAAUUUUCCUGGGUAGCAGAGCACUGCAGUAGGCCUACUAGCUCUUCCGUUCUUGGUGUACUGGCCACUAUCUCAUGCACUACCCUCCUCCCUACUAUGUAUGUGAGCAUAUCUUUUGAUUUCCUUGUCACUUGAGAAAGUUUAGUACAUGUGUAUCUCUGUAAAUAAAAGUUUUUCUAGUUAA
Messenger RNA from Cherax quadricarinatus, 3060 nucleotides. The record is from RefSeq and is a predicted model, not a curated record. NCBI's taxonomy places the organism in Eukaryota, Metazoa, Arthropoda, Malacostraca, Decapoda, Parastacidae.